Dipodomys ordii (Ord's kangaroo rat) is the source of this 1071-nucleotide messenger RNA. It is a transcript of the gene Mrpl53, whose product is annotated as mitochondrial ribosomal protein L53. NCBI's taxonomy places the organism in Eukaryota, Metazoa, Chordata, Mammalia, Rodentia, Heteromyidae. The transcript has 2 exons. The coding region runs from base 85 to 282 and encodes 65 amino acids. The record is from RefSeq and is a predicted model, not a curated record.
CCGCGGUGGAAGGCCAAGCCACGCCUACCGUUCUGUCCGGGGGGCACUUCCGCCCGCGCGAGUCCUUCCGGGGCGGAGGUCAUCAUGGCGGCGGCCAUGGCUCGGCUCGGGCUCCGGUGCGUCAAGCAGGUUCGGGUUCAGUUCUGCCCCUUCGAGAGAGACGGGCACCGCCUCAUCCUGCGCGGCGCCCACCUCACCGCCCAGGAGAUGUUCACGGCCUUCGCCUCCCACGUCCAGGCCAGGAGCGCGGAGGACGGCGCGGACAAGCCAGGCGGGCGCUGACGGCCCCGAGGACAAGCCCAUUGUAACCUGGGACCAGGACGGGGCUAGGAGGGUGAUCUCAGAAGACCUGGUCUUAGUUGUUCAUCCCUAUUCCGGUCACCGUCUGGAGGGCUCCGGAAGUGUGGGGGGUGGGGUGGGAGCGUGCCUCUCCACGACACUGCGUUUUGGACACUUCAGGACGAGGGCAGAGGGAGGGGAGGGCCGGUCUGGACGAACUUGAUUUUUUUUUUCCCCCACUUUACCGAAUUUGGCUUCUUCCACCCAUCACAUUAUCUUUUAAUGUUGCUUACAAAACAAAACACAAAAACCUGUGCUGUUUCCUAUUUUAGUAGUUUUUCCUACUCUUAAUUUGCCCACUCUGGUUUUUCUUAACCAUAAUCUGUGAGUUAAACCCUUACAUUUCUGUUUGGUUCUAACCCCAGCUUCUAUGGUACUACCAGCUUUUACCAAAUACCAACGUUCUUUGUCAAAAAUAGCAUUAUUUUACAUCAUUUCUCCCAUUCCUUUCAAAGACAGCUAAUCUGCUCAGCCACCUUUGCUGAUAAACACAGUAUUACCUUAUUCUGCCUUCUUCCUUGCCCAUCAUGUCCAAUCUUUAUAAAAAUGCUCCUCAGAUGAUCUCUCCAUUCCCAUUCAUUCUGAGUAUCACUGUUGCAGUGUCAGGACUGUCCUCUUUUAUGUAUUGGUGCUGCUAAAUUUAUCUUCCCAAAGUGCAUGACUCUGCUUAUCUCCCACCAAUGUUUCAGAAAAUGCUGGCUGAAAUAAAUUUUUAUACUGGGUUAACAUCUA